CAUACCCAUUACCCAAUCCCCCCAAAUCAAAACAACAAAUUUGUGAUGGCGGAGAGCAAUUACGUUAAACAAGGGGAGGCCGACACCGGCUCCGCCGCCGCCGCCGCCAAGAUGAAACGGCUGUUGCUAAUCAUCAACUGCCUCAUCCUCGCCGUGGGCAACUGCGGCGGCCCCAUGAUAAUGCGCCUCUACUUCCUCCACGGCGGGAAGCGCGUGUGGCUCUCCAGCUGCCUCGAAACCGCCGGCUGGCCCAUCAUGCUCAUCCCCCUCGCCGCCGCCUACCUCCUCCGCCGCCGCCGCCGCCUCUCUCAAACCAAAUUCUUCCUCAUCGAGCCCCGCCUCUUCUUCGCCGCCGCCGUCGUCGGCGUGCUGACGGGGUUCGACGACUACCUGUACGCGUACGGGAUGGCACGGCUCCCCGUGUCGACGUCGGCGCUGGUGAUCGCCACCCAGCUGGCGUUCACGGCCGGGUUCGCUUUCCUGCUGGUGAAGCAGCGGUUCACGCCGUUCUCGAUAAACGCCGUCGUUUUGCUGACGGUGGGGGCCGGGGUGCUGGCGAUGAACACCAACGGGGACAGGCCGGCGGAGGAGUCGAGUAAGGAGUACGCGCUGGGUUUCGUGAUGACGCUGGUGGCGGCGCUGCUGUACGGGUUUAUCCUGCCGCUGGUGGAGCUGGCGUACAAGAAGGCCGGCCAGGAGAUCAGCUUCACGGUGGUGCUCGAGUUCCAGAUGGUCAUGUCGCUCUUCGCCACCGUCGUUUGCACCGUGGGCAUGCUCGUUAACCGCGAUUUCCAGGCGAUUCCGAGGGAGGCAAGCGGAUCAAGCCUAGGAGAAACCAAGUACUACGUCGUUCUGGUGUUCAGCGCCAUCAUCUGGCAGGCCUUCUUCCUCGGAGCCGUCGGCGUCAUCUUCGUCGGGAGCUCUCUGCUCUCCGGGAUUCUCAUCGCCGUCCUGCUCCCGGUGACGGAAGUCCUCGCCGUGAUCUUCUACAGCGAGAGUUUCCACGCCGAGAAGGGCGUCUCCCUUGGCCUGUCCCUGUGGGGGUUCGUUUCCUACUUUUACGGCGAACAUCGGGAGAACAACAAGAAGAAGAAGAAGAUGAAGCAGCAGCAGCUGCUGUCGGAUUCUGCUCCGCAGAUGGAAAUGUCUCAACCCACGAAUCAAACACGUGCCGCUGUCUGAGCAGCGACACUGAUUGCGUACCAAAAACCCGGCCGGCCAACUGGAAGAUGAGAGGCGACCGGUUAAUUAUCCUCGUCAGCCGGAGCUGUUUUCGUUAUGAAUGAUAGUUAAUGUCGAUCGAGACGGAUGGAAAGGAACAGGGAGAGAGCAUGUGUAUUCUGUCGACACGCUCUCUGAAAAUCAAGGAGUGUACAGUAAUUGCAACGUAAAAGGAUUUCACGGCUAAUUCGUAACUUCUUCUAUAUUGAGGAUAAUAUAUACGUCGUAUUUGGUGUUCAGAUUCCCAGUUGUUCUCUAUUCCGGCCAAAUCUCAGUUAUAUUUGCAAGUUCCCCUUCCUAUAUUUACACAGUUAGAACAUAUUUUUGCAAGUUCUCACUAACUAUUAUCAACUAAUAAUCAAAAGCUUUUUCU
This is a messenger RNA of Linum trigynum, 1594 nucleotides long. NCBI's taxonomy places the organism in Eukaryota, Viridiplantae, Streptophyta, Magnoliopsida, Malpighiales, Linaceae. The record is from the annotation of a GenBank genome assembly.